Messenger RNA from Phyllotreta striolata, 1124 nucleotides. Lineage: Eukaryota; Metazoa; Arthropoda; Insecta; Coleoptera; Chrysomelidae. The record is from the annotation of a GenBank genome assembly.
UCACGUGACAUUUACAACCAAUAGGAAAGGAAUACGCAGCUUUCUAGAUGAAUCGGUAAUAAUAAAUUGUUGACUGACGUGUUCAUUUUUGGUUUUGUAGCAAUUCCAAAUCGAGAACGGCAGAAUUAUUCUGGCAUUCGCAAGUGACAAUCGAAUAUUGUUAAAAUUGAAUAAAUUUCGUGAACAGUGAAGUGCAAGUAUACCUGGAAUCCUUCGUUGUGAAAUCAAGAAUCAACAACGCAAAACCACAUUCACAAUGGCAACAGCAUCUGUGAAUUCGUUUCUAAAUUCCUUUAAUAAUAAGCUGGAAGAGCCAGUCAGGCAGCACCUGAAAAAUGUUUACGCCUGCUUGGCAAUGUCAACGAUGGCAGCCGCUCUGGGAUCAGCAGUGCAUCUGUUUACAAACAUAAUCCAGGCAGGUUUCUUAUCAGCGAUAGGAGCAUUGGUGUUUUUCUUUCUACUAAUGAGCUCCACCGACGACGAUGGAAAGAGCCUAACAACUAGAGUAGGAUAUUUGCUCGGUUUCACAUUCCUCACCGGCGUCGGUUUGGGACCCCUGUUGGAGCACGUCAUUGUUGUGGAGCCCUCUAUCAUAGUAACAGCGUUCGUGGCCACAUCGGCUGUAUUCAUGUGCUUCUCGAUUUGCGCCAUGCUGUCCGAGAGGGGCAAAUGGUUGUACAUGGGUGGUACUUUGAUGAGCUUGUUGUCCACAUUGAUGGUUCUAUCGUUCGUGAACAUUUUCUUCGGAGCUGCAUGGAUACACCAAGUACAACUCUAUGUGGGAUUGUUGGCCAUGUGCGGAUUUGUGCUGUACGAUACUCAGAUCAUCAUCGAGAAACGCAGGAUGGGGGACAAGGAUUUCGUGGCCCACUCGUUGGACUUGUUUGUCGACUUUGUUGGAAUAUUCAGAAGAUUGUUGAUUCUACUAACUCAGAAGGAACAGGAGUCAAGGAAGAAGCGAAGAAACUGAGGAUGAUUAAUAUUAUAAAGGAAGAAUAUUGUUUUUGGUACAAAUCUAAAUUGUGAUUUGAUUUUCAUUAAAUAAAAAUAUCCAUCACUGGACUUAAUGGUUUCUUUAAUAUUUAUGUAAAUUAGUAUUUAAUAAAGGUUGUUUUUCUUUUGUA